Saccoglossus kowalevskii is the source of this 407-nucleotide messenger RNA. RefSeq names its product clathrin heavy chain 1. The record is from RefSeq and is a predicted model, not a curated record. Gene Ontology annotation, molecular function: clathrin light chain binding; structural molecule activity. Lineage: Eukaryota; Metazoa; Hemichordata; Enteropneusta; Harrimaniidae. Gene Ontology annotation, biological process: intracellular protein transport; receptor-mediated endocytosis. Gene Ontology annotation, cellular component: clathrin complex; clathrin coat of trans-Golgi network vesicle; clathrin-coated endocytic vesicle.
UAAAACACUGCAAAUUUUUAACAUUGAGAUGAAGAGCAAGAUGAAAGCACACACAAUGGUGGAUGAAGUAACUUUCUGGAAGUGGAUUUCUGUGAAUACCAUCGGUCUUGUCACGGAUACUGCUGUGUAUCAUUGGAGCAUGGAAGGAGAUUCACAACCAUUGAAAAUGUUUGACAGACACUCCAUUCUGGCUGGAUGUCAAAUUAUCAACUAUCGUACAGAUCAAAAACAGAGUUGGUUACUAUUGAUUGGAAUUUCAGCUCAGCAAAAUCGUGUUGUUGGUGCUAUGCAGUUGUACUCUGUUGAGCGUAAAGUGAGUCAACCUAUUUUCUCAAUUUAAAAUGGAAGGAAAUCCAGAGUUUUUAACACUUGUUUGCUUUGCUGUCCGGGGUGCUCAAGGUGGAAAA